Messenger RNA from Lactuca virosa, 2073 nucleotides. The record is from the annotation of a GenBank genome assembly. NCBI's taxonomy places the organism in Eukaryota, Viridiplantae, Streptophyta, Magnoliopsida, Asterales, Asteraceae.
CUUGGAAUUGGAAUUAGGAAAAAAGACACGGAGAAAAACCCUACAAUUGUCCAAGGCAACCAUUUGCAGGCAGUUUUUAUAGGUGUUCUUGUUCUUGUUCCCGCUCCCCUUGAUUCUUUUAUGGCUUUGGUUCAAUCAAUACCCAAAAGGGUCAAAUUCUUGAUUUGCUUUCUUCCAUUUAACCUUUGAUCAUAUACCGUUUUGACGUGAAAUAAGAGGCAAAAGGAAGGGAGGACACCACCCACCACCGCCUCACGGUUGUUUUCCCGGAGGAAAUUCACUGGCUGACAAUCAUGGCAGUGCCUCGAUCUAUUUGGCCUUCGAAAUGGAAGCUUGCCUUUGCUGCCUCCGCCUUGGGCUGCGGAGUUGGUGCCGCUACCAUUGCUAAUUCCGACGAUCCUGCCACCUCCCUCAAGCUCUGCACGGCCAUCCCUCUCCGUCUCUUUCGUCUCUCAGUCACCGCUGCUACAAUUGCCUUCGAUUACGAGUAUUCAUUAAUGGGACUGCCAGAAGGUAGCGAUGAAAGGGCAAGAGUAAAGCAUGAACUUCACACCAGGAACGCACGUAGGCUUGAAGAGCUAUGCUUCAAAAAUGGUGGAAUUUAUAUCAAGCUUGGUCAACAUGUUGGUCAACUGGAUUUCUUGGUACCCCUAGAGUACUCUAAAACAAUGAGGGAGUCAAUGUUGAAUAAAUGUCCAACUUCAACAUAUGAUCAAGUGUGUCGAGUUGUCAAGAAAGAGCUUGGUGGGACACCUGAAGAGAUUUUUGACGAUUUUGAUCCUGUACCAAUUGCAAGUGCUUCCAUUGCACAAGUUCAUGUUGCUCGUACUCAUGAGGGACAAAAAGUUGCUGUGAAGGUACAACAUACACACAUGACAGAUACUGCAGCUGCUGAUUUUGCCACAGUGGAAUUGAUUGUAAACACUGUGCAUCGCUUCUUUCCUUCAUUUGAUUACAGGUGGUUGGUAGAUGAAGUCCGUGAAACUUCACCCAAGGAGCUAGAUUUCUUAAAUGAGGCCAAGAACAACAUAAAAUGUAUGGACAACUUUCGAAGGUUAUCUCCUCACAUUGCAGGCUAUGUGUAUGCCCCUAAAAUCUAUUGGAGUCUAAGUACAUCAAAAUUGUUGACCAUGGAGUUCAUAGAAGGUCCACAAGUCAAUGAUUUAAAAAGCAUCAAAAAACUUGGAAUUAGACCCCAUGACAUAUCGAAACUAGUUAGUCAAAUUUUUGCUGAAAUGAUGUUCAAACAUGGAUUUGUACAUUGUGAUCCACAUGCUGCAAAUUUGAUAGUUCGUGCUUUGCCUUCGGGCAGAAGUAGCAUUUUUGGAAGAUGUAAACCACAAUUAGUACUCCUUGACCAUGGACUCUACAAAGAACUUGACACCUACACAAGAACCAGCUAUGCUGCACUCUGGAAGGCUUUGGUCUUGGCUGAUGCCAAAGGAAUCAAGGAAAAUUGCAUGAAAUUUGGUGCUGGAGAGGAUCUUUAUACAUUUUUCACAAGUAUUCUUACUAUGAAACCAUGGGAGAGAGUUAUUGAUCCUGCUGUUGACCAUUUGGUCAUACGUGAUCAAUCAGACCUUCAGAUAUAUGGUCCUGAAUACUUUUCUCAAGUGACAGAGCUUCUGCAUAGACUUCCACGUGUUAUACUUCUAAUGAUGAAAACAAAUGAUUGCUUACGCUCAGUCGACAAUGCAUUGUUGCAAAGACCUUCUUUGGAGUCGUUCUUGAUCAUUGGAAGAGUUUCAGCUGAGGCAGUUAUUGAGGAGAAGUUAUCAAAUGCCAAGUCAUUAUUUAGCUUCAUUGGUAUCUGGUUUGAAGAAAUCUCACUAGAAGCUCGGUUUAUCAUAAUGCAAUUAGCCUUGUGGGUCCUACAAUUCCCAAAAUCUUUGAGCUUAUAAAGGCAAUAUAGUUUGUAUCUUUCAAUUUUCACACAUCCUUUCCCCUCGGGGCCAUUCUGGAUAGCAACAAGAUAAAUGUAUCUUAUUACAUAAAAUGAGAUGUAAAUUGUACUCUUUAGACAUCAUUAAAGGGAAAAAAAACCCAUGAUUUGAGACAAAUUCAUUAAAGGUC